AUGGAUACUCCAGUAAAACAAGUAGAAGAAGACACGACAUCUUCAACACAGGAUUUGUCGGAAUCGACUGCAGAAAAUGAAAAGAAAUCGUCUGAUGAAGAAAUCAAAAAAGCCUUGACAAAAACAACAAGGAAGGUGAAAUAUAUUCUUCAACCACGACUUCGAAAAGUCACAACUGUUUCAAGUUCUUUGGGUUUAGUUGUUCAAACAACAGCUGAAUUUUUGACAAUUUGGAUAUUGAAUACUUCAAAGUUUAUGGAUAUUGGACAUUCUGAUGUGACUUCGAAAUUUGAAUUGGGAAGUUGGAUAAAAAUCGGAUUAUUUCCCACAGGAGAAUUGGCGUCUUUGUAUCCACAACCAUUUAUAGUUUCACCACAUCCCACAAGAAUUGUUGAAGGAAAAGUUGAAGUAAUUUAUUUUUUUUUUUUGAAAAAUAAAAAAAAUAAUUGGCGCGAAAACGUUUUUGCGCAAGCUUCUUCAAUUUAAAACAAACUCGCUGCGAGACCAGACAACUCAUUAAUUAUAUGUUUCUUUUAGGUUUUCUCAACGGUCGGGGAGAGUUAUUCAAUUCGUGAAAAAGGCUGUCAAUUUGGUAAAGUUGGUUUUCGCGCAUCGCUUUCUCAUUUGCUCACAAAAAAGUCGAAAGAAACGAUUGGAGUUUGGAUAAGAUGGUUGACUGAAAAAGAAGCGAAAGAGACAACUGAUAAAUGUCAGUGGGAAAUUGUGGAAUUGGAUCAGAAUCAGACAUCGGAUUUGGAAGAUUUUGGUGAUCAUGAAUAUCGAAAAUUCAGCGAGUUUAUCAGAAAUCGAAUUGAAAGACCUGUAUGUUUUAAUUAAAAUUAUCUUUCUAUUUAUUUUCUUUAAAACAGAGAAACUACGAAUCUCGCCUUUCUGAAUGCCCUUUGAAAUCAACCAUCCGCCAUUUCGGCCUGGUCACCGAUACUUACGAAAAUAAAAGUCAUUUUUCCGUUUGGUCUCCAGGAGUUUCGUCAGAACAUGAUCAUUUGGCGAAAGUUCCACUAGACAAGGAAUCUGGAUUAUUAUUUUCUGAAUAUCCACCAGCUCCUGGACAAUGGUUGCAAUAUGAUUUAUCGCCAAAAGAUGCGGAGAAAUAUGCGAUGCCAAAAGGCGGAGGAAAUCGCUUCUUUAUUAUUGAAUAUAUGCCGAUUAAUUCGCCAAAAGGAAUCACAGUCUUUCAAAUUGGACGGUAUUAUAGAGUUAGUUCAAUUUCUGAGAAGAUUUUUAAUCAAAUUUAUGUUUUCUGGUAGUUUUCGGCGCGCUAAUCAAUAUUGUGCUGUCUAAAACUGCAAAGCUCAACUUCUAACAUGAGUUAUGCCGUGGCAAAGUUAAAAAUUGCGACUUCGUGAGGCCAAAACUCGCCUUGAAAAUGAUUUUCAUGAAAAUUUGAUAGCAAAGCGUUUUUCAGAAGGCUCGAUUACAUAAGUAGAGAAGGCUUCACUAAAAUCCGAAAUAUUUUUCAAAACUUUUUUCACUGAACAAAAAAAUAAUUUUUGAUCACACAAUGGAAACAUUACUUAUGUAAUCGAGCUUCCUGAACAACGCUUUGCUAUCAGAUUUUCAUGAAAAUCGCAAGUUUCGGCCGAACAAAGUCGCAAUUUUUCGAAAUUUUCCAAAUUUCCCACGUCAUAACUCAUGUUAGAAGUUGAGAUCAGCUAGUCGAAAACUACUAGAAAACAUAUAUUCUAUUAGAAAUUUUCAAUUUCCAGAUAAUUCUAACCUGCGUCCUUGUGAAAAGCACCGAAGAUCCACUCGUCUAUGAAUUGCCAGAUUUCGGAUAUGUUUUGGAUCGAAAAUCGAAUCUUCGAUCGGGAGCAUUUAUGCAAUUGGUUUUGGAAAGAUUGCCGCAUCGAACCAGAAAAAUGUACAAUUUGAACUGGAAAAUUGUUGGUUCCAAAUUUAUUGAAGUUGCUAAAAUUGAUGAGAUUGAGGCGACACAAUCAUUGAUUACACAACUUGUACCACAUUAUGAGGCGUAUGAAUGUUGUACACAAAUGUCGAAUGAUAGAAUUACUUGUGAGAUUUUUUUGGGGGAAUUUUGUUGGAAUUUUUUUUAAUACAGAUUACCCGGUUUAUCGAUCACCUUUGGGUUCAAAUAACAGUCAACAUCGAUUUCCUCGAAAUAAUUUUGAUGGACCUGCUUUCAUGUACGAAAAUUCGAAGAAGAAGUUUAAUAACUCAACUGUGGUAAUUUUUCUUUCAAAAAAUUCAAAAAUAUCAUAAUUUGAAAAAAUAUGAGGAUUUUUCAAAGGAAUGCACAGCUCUUGUUGAAAAAAUUGAUCAAAUUGCGAAAACUGCGAUUCUUUGGUCAUUUGAUGCUGCUGCAAAUUGUGAGUUUUUUUUUGAAAUCUUAGGAAAACAUGUUUUUAUUCAGAUCACAUUGUUUACAAUGAUUCUCUGGAUCUUGAUAAAGGUGAUAUGAUUUAUGUGACACUUCAACAGAAAGCUGAUCAGAAAUCGGUGCGAGGAUUCCGUUGGUCGAUUCAGAAAUAUGAGAAACGCGAGCCGACUUAUAAAUGUAGUAUUUUGGGGAAUCGAGUUGCGGUAAGUUUUUUUUUGAUAGGAAAAUUGAGAUUAUUGCAAAAUUUAGCGUUUUUAUGGGCCUGUUCAGAAUAAUAUUUUGUAAUAAAAAAACAUAUUUUUCCUAUGCAGAAAAACGUCGAAAAACAAAAUAUACAGUUUAUUAUUUUUGAGUAGAGACAAUGUGAAAUUGAGAGAGCGCAGACAGUUUUUUGUAUUUUUUUGUGCGAAAAAUCAAUUUUUUCUGUCUGCACUCUCUCAAUUUCACAUUGUCUCUACUCAAAAAUAAUAAACUGUUAAUUUUGUUUUUCGACGUUUUUCUGCAUGGGAAAAAUAAUUUUUUUUGAUACAAAAUAUUAUUCUGAAUUCAAAAUUUUGAAAAAUGGAGUUGUGAGCAAAAAAUAAGUUGUGCUCAUUUGAAAGAGCAUUUUCUAAUUAGUAGAAGGUUCUUUAACUUUAGUUUUAAAAUUUCAAAGUUCGAAAAAACAGUGGAACACCGUGUUUGGAGCUGUGUUUCUCUGCCAAUUCCGAUUUUUAUGAAAAUUUGGAAAUUUUAACCAGGAGGCGAAUUUUUGAAUUAAAACUGAUCGAUUUUUAUUUUUUUGAAACUGAUCGAAAUUUUGAUCAUCGGAUUUUUCAUCAAAAUUAUAAAAAUCGAAUCAGUUUCAAUUAAAAAAUUCGUCUCCGGGUUGAAAUUUCAUGAAAAGCAGAAAAACAAAGCUCCAAAUACGAUGUUUCACCGUUUUUUCGAACUUUGAAAUAUUUUCAGAAAAAACCCUUCGAGGAUUCUACUAAUUAGAACAUGCUCUUUCAAAUGAGCACAAAUUAUUUUUUGCUCACAGGCUCCACCUUUAAUUGUAUUUUCCACAGAUCUACGAAGAGAUGACAUUUUUUCGGAAUAUUUGA
This is a messenger RNA of Caenorhabditis angaria, 3444 nucleotides long. The record is from the annotation of a GenBank genome assembly. Lineage: Eukaryota; Metazoa; Nematoda; Chromadorea; Rhabditida; Rhabditidae.